CCUCCCUGAAGAGCGGUUCAAAAUCCGAAAGGAGAUGCAGCAGGACGUAGAAUGCAUUUUAGCGUACUGAACAAGAACAAACCGUUUGACAAUGGAAUGUAAUAAAGUAGGCUAACAGCGAUACGCCACCCCCAAACAAGAAGUUUAAUCAUCAUGUUUCGGAAGGGUUUAUUUGAGACAAAAUCGGACGGACCGUUGUGAAACUUUUGUAGCGGUCUCCCUAAAACACGACCAGAGAGUCAGUGGAGUUGCUCUGGGGCAGGGUGCUGUCCUAUGGGAUGGAUGACGGCCAGCAGGAUCAGUACGAGGAGCGUCUGAAGGAGGUGUUUGAGAGUUUCGACGGCAGCGGCGCCGGGUCGCUGUGCCCCGAGGAGCUGUCUGACCUGUGCCAGGCCCUGCACCUGGAGGAUUCCACCCCCACCUUGCUCCGUGCCCUGCUGCAGAACCAGGACACACUCACUGGCAGGGUUGAUUUUGAGCAGUUCAAGAAUGCUCUGAUUCUGGUGUUAUCGACGACUACAGCAGCACCUUCAUCCAGUCAGGAGACACCUGCACCGCCGCAGCCACGGCCGGACUCACCAGUCCAAGCUAAGUUUGUGCUGGGUAGUAAGCGAUAUGGCCGGCGCUCUACACCAGAGUUCCCAGAGGCCAUCGCUGACUUCUCAGAGGCGACAGGGCAGAACCCAGAGGACCAUGAAGACGCCACUGUACCGAGGAAACGUGAGCGCUGGAACGCUCAUGAAAGCAGUACUGAAGAGUACGAGGCAGAUGGCCAGCUGCACCUGUGGAACCCUGACGACCCCUCCACCCCACGGCGCUCCAUCGCGCCCCUGUCAGACCGCCUGGAGGAGAGGUUACGACAGGCCUGUGAAGAGCUGGCUAUGCCCUGGGAUGGAUGUGCCAGCCACCAUGAACUACUGUCUCUCUGUGACCACCUGGGGCCUGGAGCUGAGGUGACGGAGGAUGUCCUCCAGGUUCUAAAUGGUGAUGACGUCAUGAGCGUUCAGGCAUUUGCUUCCUGGGUUCUGAGCCACGCCAAGCCCCCCACCCCCUCUGCCUCCACACCUUACAGACAGCUCAAAAGACUACACUCCUCACAGCCGUUUGACGAGACGGGCCGGAGGACCAGCUGUAUGAGCAGCACCAUACGGAUGUGUCUGUUCUCUACUCUGGACGAUGGGACAGGGUCCACUCCUGCCGAGGACGUCCUGGAUGUCUGGACGGAGGAGGGCAUCGAGAACAGCCCCGAGAUACUACAGGCCUUGGAUUUUGACCUGGAGGGUAAAGUGAACCUCUGUGAGCUGACUGUGGCUCUGGAGAACGAGCUCCUCGUGACCAAGAAUGGGAUCCACCUGGCUGCACUGGCCAGCUUUAAGGCUGAGAUCCGAUACCUACUUGAGCGUGUCGAUCGUGAGUGCAGAGAGAAAGAUAAGAUUCGUUCUGACCUGGAGAAAACGGAGAAGUUAAAAACCCAGCUGGCUACUGAGGUGGACGAGCAUCACUCUGCCAUCCAACGAAUGAAUGACCUCAACCUCAGGAAGCUGGAGCAGGAACACCGGGAGAAGCUGGCGUCUGUCAGGUCGGAGCUCGUUAAAGAGAUGGACCAGAUACAGCAGGAGACUGGUCUGCAGAGAGAGGAACUGGAGGCAGAGAUGGAGAAGAUCAGAGACGACGAGACCUUCCUCAGAGACCACCUCUCACUCACUGUCAAGGAGAGUAGGCGUCUGGAGAUGGAGCUGCAGGACAGGACUGAGAAACUGGUGGAGGCAGAAAGCCAAGUCAGCAAACUGCAGAGGAAUCUGGAUAACAUCCUGAAGGAAAAGUACUGGCUAAUGGAAGGAGGAUCUAUAUCUGUCCCUAUGAACCCCUUGGUGUUGGUUCUGUUUGCUCAGUUUGGGGACCUGGACCCAGGCGGUGCAGAGUUCUUCCUACAGGAGGAGCGGCUCAGACGGCUACGCAGCAGCUAUGAGGAACAGUGCCGGGAGCUGCAGGAUCGCAUCGAUGAGCUUCAAGCAGAGCUGCAGGAGUACCACAAACUGGGUCGCACCACUAGGCCCUGUCUCAAACCCUCGCUCUCUGAGGAGCUGGGGAGCAAGAGUCCUGGCAUGGAGUCAGACCCAGGCCUGGGCUCGGAGGAGGGCCAGCCGUUGUUCAACAUGAGCCUGGAGGCAGAGAUGAUGCUGGAACGGCUGAAAGAGAAGCACCUCCGAGAGAUGGAGGAUCUACAGGCUCAGCUGGAGAGCAAGGUGAGCUGCCUGAAGCAGGAGCUCCUAGAUGCCCCCACCCAGGCUGCCGACAUGGAGGGCCUGGAGGGCCUACAGGCGAAGGCUGAGCCGGGCCUGGACAAAGAGAUGCAGGAGAUAAGGAAACGACAUGCUGUGGAACUCUACAAGCUGGGCGAGGAGCACAAAGAGGAGAUCCUUUUGACCAGGACGGAAGAAGAAGAGAGGGGGAAGCUACAGGAGGAGAGAGCUGAGGUGGAGAGGCUGUUAGAGGAGUGGGAGAGGGAGAAGGUGAGGUUACAGCAGAGACACGAGGAGGCAGUAAAGGCUAGGAUAGAGGAGGUGAGUGUCAGGUUCCAGGAGGAGAGAGCUGAGGUGGAGAGGAGGCUGUCAGAGGAGUGGGAGAGGGAGAAGGUGGAGUUACAGCAGAGACACGAGGAAGCAGUGAAGGCUAGGAUAGAGGAGGUGAGUGUCAGGUUCCAGGUGGAGCGAGAGGAGCUGGAGAUGCGACUCACGGAGGAGUGGGAGAGGGAGAAGGUUCUGUUGGACGAGCAGACUAAAGAGUCGCUGCAGACUGUGUUAGAGAACGAGAUGUCACGACUAGCCGAGGAGCAGGAGAACAGGGAGGCCAGGCUCACUGAGCAGUGGGGGCUGGAACGAGCUCGGCUCCAGCAGUGUCGUGAGGUGGCUCUCCUCACCAGGUUAGCCGAGGAGCGCCGGAAGCAGCAGGAGGAGACGGAGAGGAGGCUGAGGGAGGACUGGCACAGGGAGAGACUCCAGCUAGAGGAGGACUAUGAGGGGAUGCUUCAGGAGCGGCUGCAGGAGGAGAGGGAGAGGCUGGCGGGGGAGAGGGAGGAGGUGGAGAAGAGGUUGGGGAAGAUGAUGGAGGAGGAGAAGGAGAGGCUAAAGGAGGUCCACAGACAUGCUGUGCAGGAACUGAGUGCUAAACACAGUGAGGAGAGGGAACAGCUCAGCUGUCUACUGGAUAAACUGCGGGAGGACAUUGCUGAGAAAAGGCGUGAGGCGGGUCAUCUAGCAGAGGAGAACCUUCUACUCAGACAGAAGAUAUCCACGCUGAAGGAAGAGGACCCGAGAGACACCCAAGAGGAGAUGCUCUUGAAACUGGAGCAUUUCAGGAAGGAGAAGAUUUCUGCGCAAAGGAAGGCAGAGAGUUUCAAGAGACAGAUCUCGGCGCUUCGUCUCCGCAGUCAGCAGCUGGAGGAUGAGAACGGGCUGCUGUCGGAGAAGAACACCCAGAAUGCAGCAGGAGUGGAGGGGUUGAGCCAGCAGCCGGGGGAACUACUCAGACAGAGUGAGAGACAGGAGGCUGUCCGAGACCAGCAACGCACUGUACCGGAGGAUGACAGGACCAAGAUGGCCGUGUGUGUCUCUGCCCUGGAGGCGGAGCUGACCAACGCUGUGGAGGGGACUGUACUGCUAGAGGAGGACAAGGCCCAGCUGGUGCUGCAACUCAACGCCCUCAGAGACAAGAUGGAUAAGGUGGGGGCUGUAGAGUGCCAGCUCUCCGUCCUCCUGCAGGAGCACAAGGCUUUGGACAAACAAACCCAGGGAUUACGCAACCAGCUAGCCAAGUCUCAGGAGAGGUCUCUCUUUCAGACCCAUGUGUUGGAGGAAAGCCUCCAGUCUGUUAACCUCCAGAGCGCCCGUCUCAAGUCAGACCUCCGUGUGUCACAGCAGGAGAAGGACGCCCUCAAACAGGAAGUGAUGUCACUGCACAAACAGCUGCAGAACGGCAACGAUAAGAACCGGGUUCUGGAGAUGGCCCUGCACUCCAGCGGGUACCAGAGCCAGCACAAGAAGCUGUACCGGGACGAGCUGGCCAGGCUGGUGGAGCAGGGACAGCAGAAGCUGAGGCAGGAGAACGAGAGGCUGACCAUGGAGCUCCACAACACCAAGGGUGACCUCCACCACACCAGGGACAAGACGCGGCAGCUGGAGGCAGCCAUCUUAACCCUGACGCAGCGGAAACAGCAGGGCCAGUCCAGCGUGGUGAAGACAGUAGAGCAGGAGAAGACUGCUCUGAAGAGAGAGCUGCACGUGACGCACCAGGAGCUACUCUCUGCUCACAACAAGGUGUGUGAGGUUCAGAGAGAGCUGGAGAGUCUACGUCGGGAGAAUGAGGGUCUGAAGCCCCGACCGGUCCCGGUACAGGCCCGGCUGCUGGAGGCCCAGCUGGGUGGUCUGCUGCCCUCCUCCCCUCGCAGGAUGCCUGGUGAGUGGAGAGGACAACACUGCGAGGACGACCACAACCCAGAGAACAUACAGGAUGAGAGGGUGAUGAUGAUGAUGAAGAUGGAGGAACGUAUGAGGGAGAUCGAACUGUCGCUGCAUGACGUCAAGCUGCUGCUCAAAGAGAAGGUCUCCCAACUGAAAGAUCAGCGCCACAAGAACGGCAAAGCUGAUUUGUUGAUCAAAGACCUGUAUGUGGAGAACGCCCAGCUGCUGAAGGCCUUGGAGAUGACCGAGCAGAGACAGAAAGUAUCAGAGAAGAAGAACUACCUACUGGAAGAAAAGAUCUCCAGCCUCAACAAGAUAGUCAGAGACCUGAGCCCCUCACCACUACCCCCCAUGCCUUACCAUUUCACCUGUUCCUAACCCUAGACCUGAGCCCCUCACCCCUACCCCCCAUGCCUUACCAUUUUACCUGUUCCUAACCCUACACCUGAGCCCCUCACCCCUACCUCCCGUACCCUACCACUUGACCGGUUCUUAAGACUAUACCUAACCUUAGCCCCUCACCUCUACCCCCAUUCCCCUCACCUCUACCCCCAGUCCUAUAAUAAUACAUUACAUUUGUAGAGCGCUUUUCAUUUCCAGACGUAAAUCCCAAAGCUCUUUACAGAGAAACCAUUCAAAGAAAAAAGCUUGAAUAAAAGGACUAAAGACA
Coregonus clupeaformis (lake whitefish) is the source of this 5130-nucleotide messenger RNA. Its product is annotated as ninein. Bases 279 to 4838 code for a protein of 1519 amino acids. Gene Ontology annotation, molecular function: calcium ion binding. Gene Ontology annotation, biological process: centrosome localization; centrosome-templated microtubule nucleation; microtubule anchoring at centrosome. The transcript is spliced from 28 exons. Lineage: Eukaryota; Metazoa; Chordata; Actinopteri; Salmoniformes; Salmonidae. The record is from RefSeq and is a predicted model, not a curated record. Gene Ontology annotation, cellular component: ciliary transition fiber; pericentriolar material; mitotic spindle pole.